This is a messenger RNA of Auanema sp. JU1783, 142 nucleotides long. The record is from the annotation of a GenBank genome assembly. Lineage: Eukaryota; Metazoa; Nematoda; Chromadorea; Rhabditida; Rhabditidae.
AUGAUCGUCAACUGGGAAAACAGACUCACCAUCAAGACUGUUGUUAAGACCCCAGAAACCAAGAGACACCUCGUCACCCUCAUGAGCCGUCCAGUCACCUACGUCUCUGUCUGGGACAAGGAAACCCGCCAAUACCCAGAAG